AUGUCUUCCUCAUUCAGCGCGCUCCGUCGCAAGAAAAACGUCAAGAAGGGUAUCCAGUUCUGUCUGAUGGUCUGUGGUGCCAGCGGAACCGGACGCACUACCUUUGUCAACACUCUCUGCGGAAAGAAGGUCCUGGAAGGAAAGGACGCCGACGACGCUGCCAACGCUCACAUUGAGGAGGGUGUCCGCAUCAAGCCUGUCACAGUCGAACUCGAAUUGGACGACGAAGGCACCCGCAUCUCCCUCACCAUUGUCGAUACCCCCGGUUUCGGUGACCAGAUUGACAACGAAGCAAGCUUCGGGGAAAUCGUUGGAUACCUUGAGCGUCAAUACGAUGAUAUUCUGGCCGAAGAGUCUCGGAUCAAGCGUAACCCCCGCUUCAGGGACAACCGUGUCCAUGUCCUCCUUUACUUCAUCACACCCACCGGUCACGGUCUCCGUGAGCUCGACAUCGAGUUGAUGAAGCGCCUGUCGCCCCGUGUCAACGUCAUCCCCGUCAUCGGCAAGGCCGACUCCCUCACCCCCGCCGAAUUGGCCGAAUCGAAGAAGCUGAUCAUGGAGGAUAUCGAGCACUACCGCAUCCCUGUUUACAACUUCCCGUACGACAUCGAGGAGGACGACGAAGAUACCGUGGAGGAGAAUGCCGAGCUGCGGGGUCUCAUGCCAUUCGCUAUUGUUGGUUCCGAUGAGUUGAUUGAGAUCGAUGGCAAGAAGGUGCGUGCCAGGCAAUAUCCGUGGGGUGUUGUAGAGGUCGAAAACCCUCGUCACUCCGACUUCCUGGCCAUUCGCAGCGCCCUUCUUCACAGCCACUUGGCCGAUCUGAAGGAAAUCACCCACGAUUUCCUCUACGAAAACUACCGUACCGAGAAGCUCAGCAAGAGCGUGGACGGUGCUACUCCUACACAAGACUCUUCCAUGAACCCCGAGGAUCUGGCUUCCCAGUCCGUUAGAUUGAAGGAGGAGCAGCUCCGCCGUGAGGAGGAGAAGCUCCGUGAGAUCGAGCUGAAGGUGCAGCGUGAGAUUGCUGAGAAACGCCAGGAGCUGUUGGCUCGCGAAAGCCAGCUGAGGGAAAUCGAGGCCCGCAUGGCACGGGAGGCCAGCCAGAGCCAGGUCGAUGUCACCAACGGAGAUGCCUAA
Molecule: messenger RNA, 1137 nt
Organism: Aspergillus japonicus CBS 114.51
Lineage: Eukaryota; Fungi; Ascomycota; Eurotiomycetes; Eurotiales; Aspergillaceae
Gene: aspA
Product: putative septin AspA
Exons: 6
Coding region: 1-1137 (378 amino acids)
Biological process (GO): cytoskeleton-dependent cytokinesis
Cellular component (GO): microtubule cytoskeleton; septin ring; cell division site
Molecular function (GO): molecular adaptor activity; GTP binding; GTPase activity
Source: RefSeq, a predicted model, not a curated record